UUUAAAUUUAGUCUGACAUUCGCAUUUCAUUAGUCUCAAGAUGGCGAUAAAAUCGAAAUCUUCUGUGUAUUUUUCGCAAAUUUAAAUUUUGUUAUUUAUGUUCAAAAACACGUAAAAAGCGCAUAUAAAUACGUAAAUAUUGUUAAUAAGUUGACUGGAAAACAAUUAAAACACCAAAGGCGUGGAAAAAGUGGCCUUGGAAGACGCUACAGUGCAGCCAAAUAUACAGUCGCAGCAGAGCUGAAUGCUCAAGUUGGCAAACGCUAUGCAGACGAAGCUACAUUAGCAGUACGGGGGAAUUGUAACGGAAGACAAUUUUUUAGUGCAAAUUCAGAAUAAAAUAAUUUAUAGAGUCCUCGUUGUAAUAUUCUGCAUUGAAGCAUCUCAAAUAAAGUUUAUUGAGUGAGUGGGCGUGACGGUGGAAAAAUAUACAGUUUGGAUGAAGAAUUUUUCCCGGUACCUUGUAUUCUUAUACCGAUGAAGUGGUGAUUCCACCUUUUUUAAUAUAAAAGUCAGCAUGAUGAACAAUUAUAGCAACAUGAUGAUGGGCGAUCAAUUUCGCAAAAUGGAUAGUACAACAUAUUCGCCGAAGUCUUCACCACAUGGUGGUCGUUCACCUGUGGUAUCACGACAGGAUUCAUCGGGCACACUUAAGACUACAAUAUCACUUGGCAAAACGCCAACGAUAAUACAGACAGGACCAUUUUACUUAUGGAAAGAACCACCAGGCAAAGGCGAAUUGACGGGUGAUAAAGACUUAAUGACCGAAUAUGGUUUGCAUCACACACUAACUAAGUUUAAGGACAAAAAAGUUAAGGAGUCGUUAGCGUCGUUUCUACCCAAUUUACCUGGCAUUUACGACACCUCAAGCAAUCUGGAAAACAGCACACUGCGUAGUGUUAUUGAAAAACCGCCAAUUGGAGGCAAGGAACUGGUGCCAUUAACUGCCGUACAAUUAGCUGGUUUCCGCCUGCAUCCCGGACCUCUACCUGAACAGUAUCGUGCGCUGAAUACGACGCCUGCACGUAAACACAAAAAUAAGCAUAAAAAGCACAAACACAAAGACGGCGCUGUGCCACAAGAAACAUCACUCAUGGAUUCUGCUGGACUGGAGACCUACGAGCGUAAACAUAAAAAACAAAAACGUCAUGAAGAUGAUAAAGAGCGUAAGAAGCGGAAAAAAGAGAAGAAACGUAAAAAGAAAAGUCACAGUCCAGAGCCCUCUGCAGCAGGUUCCGUGACAGGUGGCAGUGGUGGUGGUGGCAGCGGUCCGAAUGUCGGUGUGAGUGGGGGCAGUGUGGGUGGUAGUGUUACAAUGGGUGGCAUGCCACCGAUGGUUGGUAGUGGCGGUAAUGCGGGCACAGUUGGGGGCGGUGUAAAUGUUAUGCCCGGCACAGUUGCAGCAAUGCAACAGCCAGUGCAACAACAACAAAUGACACCGGCGCCAAUGCUAAAUGACAUGGGUACGAUAUCACAGCAACUAAUGCUGUAGGGAUGAGACACAAUGCACUGUGUGCGCAGUGCAAACAGUGAAUGUGGCAAACAAAGAGAGAGUGUAAUGAAAAUGUGAAUCAAAAAGUAAGCAAAAUACAUGCGUUGUCGCGCUGAAACUUAAUAUUUGCAAGUUAAAAAAAAAACACAAAAACACAUUUUGUAUCCUCACACAAUUAGCAAACUAAAAUAUAAACAACAACAACAAAAAACUCAGCAAAUGUUUAUUUUGCAAUUUGCAAUUUUCUUACGAAGAUUUAGCAGCUGUAACUUAAUGUUUAGUUUAAUUUUAAUUUAAUUUUGGUUUUUCAAUAUACACUUUCCAAUUCAAAUAAUUUAUUCGAAACAAAAACGAAAAAAAGAGUUGUGUACA
Zeugodacus cucurbitae (melon fly) is the source of this 1864-nucleotide messenger RNA. RefSeq names its product mediator of RNA polymerase II transcription subunit 19 (gene MED19). Gene Ontology annotation, biological process: positive regulation of transcription by RNA polymerase II. The transcript has 5 exons. The record is from RefSeq and is a predicted model, not a curated record. Lineage: Eukaryota; Metazoa; Arthropoda; Insecta; Diptera; Tephritidae. Gene Ontology annotation, cellular component: mediator complex. Gene Ontology annotation, molecular function: transcription factor binding; transcription coregulator activity. The coding region runs from base 518 to 1492 and encodes 324 amino acids.